AUAUACAAUGCGAUUGACUGGAAGAGAGCUUAGAGUUAGUCGGAUGCUUAAUAUUUUAAUUAUUGCAUGACGUUCCGCUGACGUAGUGAUCAUACCAAAUGAGCUCUACUUAUGUUUCCAGUCUAACAUUGACUUGAGCAGAACGGACCUGAGCAUCAGUCGUCAGCACCCUGGACAGCGAACGUGAAGCUCCGUCUUCCAGAAGCGUGACUCCCGCUCUGGAUAUGCGCCCUCGCAUCAUGGGGCGCUGCGGGCUUUAGUUCGGUUCUCGAGCAAUGACAGCUGCGAUGUGCCCUUAAUGGCAAAAUAUCCAGAGUUACAUUCAGCAUGAAGGCUGCGCACGGGACUGAGCGAAUAGAAGACUCAAAGGCAAAACUUCCAUAGGACCGACGCUUGUUCAGAGUUGCAAAAUUCUAAGACUUUUACGCCGCGCACCAUGGGGAUAAGACACCUCCUGUUACUUCUGAUUUAUCUGGAUCCGUUGAGCGUGCUGAGUGCAGCCACGGGGGGUAAAAAACCCAAGCAGACGACCAGGAAGGCUCCCAAAGCCACAGCCGCGCCGACGGUCGUAACGCUGCCGAAGACGCCGCAGCCAGCGCCGGCCAGCAACCACGACACCUGCCUGGGUUAUUACGACGUCAGCGGGCAAUAUGACAAAAUGUUCGAAUGUAACAACACGGCUCACCGCUAUUGUUGCGGGACGUGCUACUUGCGCUUUUGCUGCGAGUAUAAGAAAGACAGACUGGAUCAAAAAGCGUGCAAGAACUACCAAUCCCCGCAGUGGGUGGAGACGGCUGCCCCGUCCCCGGUACCGACGGGGGUGACUUUUGACGGUAUGGACCAGACCAAUACGGCGGUCUAUAUCACCUGUGGGAUCAUAGCCUUCAUCAUAGUAAUGGGAGUGUCGGCCAAAGUUGCUUAUGAUAAAGCCACAGAACCACCACAAGAGAUGAAUAUACACAGGGCUCUUGCUGACAUCCUAAGGCAACAGGGGCCCAUUCCCAUUUCUCAAUAUGACUGCGAAAACUUUGCAGCGAUGAACGGCUCGUCCAAAGAUAACACACCAGUCAGAACCUCAUCCAAGAACCACUACACUCCUGUUCACAGCUCCAAAUCCAACCACGGUCACUAUGGGAAGGAGAGUGCGCGGAGCAGCGGGGGUGCGGACCUACACAACUUCAUCUCUUCUGGCUUUGUGACGUUGGGGCGAGGUCCUCAGAAAGGAGAAAAACAUUGGCCGGUCCGCUCCCAGAGUCACCAUGGUACCCAUCAGCACAACUAUAACCAUGUGGCUCUAGGUAGCCCCAUUCGCACACCUAAGAAUGCCCACCGAUCAUUGAGGCGUGAAAACAAUCGGAUAAGUGGCAUCCUGACCUCGCAGACGGAGCCCUACGACCUGUCUUUUUCACGCUCCUUCCAGAGUCUGUCCCACCUGCCGCCCUCCUACGAGGCGGCCAUCAAAGCCGACCUCAACCGCUUCUCGUCCCUGAAGAAACUGACGGAUAAAGAAGUUGAGGACUACUACACUCGCAAGCGCCACCUGCCUGACCUGGCAGCUCGAGGCACUCUACCCUUGCAUGUUCUCAAAAUCAAUCAAGACCAGCAUCGGGAAAAACAACAGCUUCAGAGUCAGGUUCCGCAGUCGUCCAUCUUACAAGCGACUCCCCAGUCACAGUCCUCUCAACAGCAGUCCCAGCAAAGACAGAGACCCCGUCGUGUCCAGAGAGCCAUGUCCCAGGACCGGGUCCUUUCCCCGCAUAGAGCCCCGCAACAGGAUUACAACACAUCCUCAAACGGUAUGUCCCCAUACGGAGGCCGAAUUCUCUCCGACGAACAGUUGCUGUCCGCCGAACGGCUUCGAUCCCAGGAGAGACUCCUUCCCCAGGACCGCCAUACUUCCCAAGAUCGCCUGUACACCAAAGACCGCAUGCACUCAAAGGACCGACUUCUCUCGCAAGAUCUCUUCUACUCUAAAGACCGCCACUACUCUCAAGAACGACUCUACUCACAAGAUCGCCUGUACUCACAAGACCGCCUUCUAUCCCAAGAUCCUCUGCUCUCGCCGGACAAGCUGAUGAUGUCGCUGAAGCGCGGCAUGGUCAGCAGCAUCUCCGGUGGGUUUUACGGAAGCGACAAGUCUAUGUCGCGCGCCAUCUCCCACACAGACGUCUUCAUACCCACUACGCCUCUUAUGGAUCGCUACAAGAUGACCAAAAUGCACUCCCAUCCCAGUGCCUCUAACAACAGCGGUGGCGGAGGCAGCGCCGCCACUCAAGGAGCGGCGGCUGCCCAGCACUCAAACACGUUAGCAAUGAACCAGACUGUAUCCAAGCGGCAGGCAUUUGCUGCCAGACGGACUCACACUGUGGAGCAGCUCCACUAUGCCCCGCAGCAUCACCAGCAGCAACAACAUCCACAGCACUACCGCACAGGAAGCAAGACUGAGGUGACUGUGUAAUGGCGACUAAGGAGUGCCUGAACUGCACAGACAAAAAAAACAAACGACUGUCAUUUGCUUAGGUGUACUCACUGCUCUAUCACAGCAGAGCAGUAGUGAUUUCACUUUACUUUGACCCAUGUUCCAGGACCAAGAACAUCCACUUUGCUUAAUGUGAGAGACCGGUAAAACUAGCUACACUGUACACGACAUUCAGAUUUUAUAAAUUUGGGAGAUUCAUUCGCUGAAUAUCGCUUCAUCUCAUUCACGCGCAGGGCCUGGGCUCAUUCACCGUCCUUCAAAGCCUUGAUUGACCCCCUUUCUCCAGCCAAUGAACUUAUCUGGCAAAUCUUAAAGGGCUUUACACAGUGAAACCCAAAUUCUUCCUCGAUUUCUGAUGUGCGACACAGAUGACGAGCUUGGAUGAACCUGUAUUAACAUUAUAAAUAUAUAAAUAAAGUGAUCAAAUGUGUGCACCCUGUCCUACUCAUAACUAUAAAGCAGGGGUCCCCAACCUUUUUUGCACCACGGACAGGUGUUAUUUGGGUCUUUUUUUUUUUUUUUCACCGACCAGUGUUCUGACAAAUUUUGCAACCCAUCAAAAAUUGUAACUAUGCGUUCCCGCACAUGAGCGUAACGUUAAAAAUGGCCGCGAAUUCAGCAAUUCCAAAGUAAACACGACAAACUUUCUUUCAAGAAAGAAGUAUUAACUUAUGUUUGAUCAUGGACAGACAAGUAGAAAAGUUCUUCUCAGACACAUCCUGCCAUGUUAGCUGCACACAACUGCACACCGCUCUCUCACCGUUAACAACUUCGCUGUGUCAUUAACCCUUUAACACCUAAGCCUAUUUUGGCCGAAUUUGCAUGCAUUUGAUGUUGCCUUUAUAUUUCAAAGAAAAAAUUGUUUACAAUGGCCAAGUUGGGUCCCUUUUUUAAGGACACCUUGAACUUCAUGUCCAAACUGUUGUUUUCUUCACUGACCAAUUAUAAUCCACGUUUUGGACCCAAAAAGACAAAAAAAUCCCAAAAUAUUUUUUCAAAAUUUGUAAUGUUGAUGUCCCAUUGACAACCAAACAUGCUCGACCAAAUGUUUUGAAGUUUGAUAAUAUUUAUUCUACUUGUUAGGAUAAACAUUCAAUAGAAAAAAAUUAGAUUGAAUAGUUUUAUGUUUGACAAUUCAACACAAACAGCAAGUAUGGUCAUAGGCGUUUUUGGCCUUUACACAUACUAUGGUCAAAACGGGUCAUAUACAGUGCAAAAUGGUGAGAAUAUAUAUAUAUAUAUCAUCCAACACAAAAAGAGUUUGGAGGAUAUCUCUUUGUGAAGUAAGGUAUUAUACCCAUCACCUUAUCGAAAGUAUAUACGUACAUGCAAUCAAGCUUCUCGAAAACUCAUCUUUAUAAACGUUGAAAAGAUUAUAGUGAAGAAAAAAAUAUAUAUAACAUUGAAAAAAAAGUAUUUUAAAAAAUAUUGACAAGUAGUUCAGUUCAAUUCAAAAUUUUCUGGCAUCUGACCCAAUAAAGUUUUUUUUUUUUUUUUUGCAAACUCAAUAAAGCUUCUGCAUGAACAAGUCACGGAGCUGCGUAAUACACAACGUCACACAGCCUACUCUUUCGCCGUUUGCGCGCUGCUGUCAGCCUGUCACUUCUACUCACCGAGACGCCAACUCAUCCCAGGAAAACAACGACAAAUACGGCUCAUCUUCUUCCUUGAGUUAAUGAAAUAAUGCAUUAGCUUGCGCUAAAUUUAGUUUUAGAUUCAUUCUGAACGUUUCAAAGUCGCUCGCGCAAACCAACCGGCCGUUGCUUGCUUCGCAUGCCUCCUUUUUCUUAGUUGGCGCCUCGCUCGGAAAUUUAUUAAAAAUGUCCACAUUCGGUUCGUCCUUCUUGACAUCACAACGGCUCUUGGGAUAUGUAGACUUUUGAGCUGCUUUCGGUUUUGAAAAAGGACAAGAAAUGAUGGAAAUAUGGAGAUAGAUACAUGGUCCAUGCAGCGUUUUAAUACAUAUUUAUGAGUGCAAUAAAACUAUAAAACUCAAACGACAUUAUCUCCCGUUUUUCUUGGUCGAUGGACUUCAAAUAAAAACUGGUGUGGACAUCAACUUCCGUACUUUCAAAUGAGAACAACCAGCGGCACGUGGGAUAUGUAGUCUUUUGUGCUGCUUUCGGUUUUGAAAAAGGACAAGAAAUGAUGGAAAUAUGGAGAUAGAUACAUGGUCCAUGCAGCGUUUUAAUACAUAUUUAUGAGUGCAAUAAAACUAUAAAACUCAAACGACAUUAUCUCCCGUUUUUCUUGGUCGAUGGACUUCAAAUAAAAACUGGUGUGGACAUCAACUUCCGUACUUUCAAAUGAGACCAACCAGCGGCACGUGGGUGACGUAAUUACAGUGUGACGAAGCUUCAAAGACGACAUGCGUAAACGCGUCGCUGCCGACACGUUUGGUGUUAAAGGGGUAAGCAUUAAUUAGGAAGCCCGCUUCACAAAGAUACGAUGUCGGAAAUUGUAGCAAGGUUUUCAGUGCUCUUGUAGCGAUGUCUGGAUAUUCCGGAAUGACUUUAAUCCAGAACCUCGGUAGAGUUGUUGUCUCAAAUGUACGUUUAAGGUCGCUGUCAUUUGCAAUCUCUACAAGCUGAUCCUCCUGUUGCACAGACAUGCUCGAAUCACUCGGUUUAUUCACAAACGGGUCACAAAUCCAUUCCUUCGCAGUUCGUGGGUCUUUGAGGUUGUGGGCUCAUCUUCUGGCUCGUCGGGUGCCCUUUUCGCCGUAAAAAAAUCUCUCCAAAGACGUCUGUUUUCCAGUCAUCUUCGCUAAUUAUUUCCGGGAACAAAUGUGCUGCGCCCGUAGCCUAGUCAUACCUUAUUAUCGAGGACAAGCGCACAUAGAUAUAUAUAAAAAACAAGAUUACUGCUAGCAGUCCAAUCAAUGGAUUUCUAUGACGGCAUUCUAAUCUAUCCUGUAGUAUUAUAUCCAGAGUAGACAGGGAUAUCGGUGUGUUAAGCAGGGGCACAGGGUUAAUUCGGCCAGAAUGCGGUCGUUAAUUAUUAUUUCUGUGUGGCCCGGUGGAUGGGGACCCCUGCUAUAAGGCAUCUCAAAGAGAGAAGCUGAAAUGGAUGUUAUUUGCACUCUCAGGUGCCUCUAACAGAUGUUCCAUUUUGAGAAAUGAAGAGGUUAUGUGGGUUACAAAGCACAAUCAUUGAGUUUUUAGUGAUGGCUAGCGUUUUUUUUUAUAGCAAGCAAACCAUGACGACGAUAUAUUUUGGGGUUUUUGCCGCUUUGAGUAGAUGAUUGUAAAUAAGCUUUGAUAGAGACAUUAUCCUUGACAGAUCUGCAAUUGAAUGGACUUCAUGUUAGACUGUCUGUUUUAAAUAGAUUCUUUAAAAGAACUAAAAAUGAUCACUGUUUUGUGAGUUCAGAUUAGAAACCCACUUAACCAAGUAUUUUGACAGGAAAAACUAAUAUACUGUGUGUGUCUUUGCAAAGCUGUUUGUAGGGAGAGAGGAAUGACUGUGUGAUGAUUACAAAAUAUAUAUAUAUAUACUGUAUACACCACUGUUCAUACUUGGAUGUGUACUGUGUUCCAUUGACAUGGCUGAAGUUGAACAUCAUGGACAUGGAUUAUAAUGCCUGUAGGGACAAAUAAACAUCCAUAUUUUUCUAAACAUUUAAUAUUGUUACUUCAGGACAAUCUGUUUCGUGUGUCUGUUGUCUUUAUUUGCACCACGUUAGUGCAGAAUGACACAUAUGCAAAGAUUUCUGGGUUCUAAAUUUAUAUUCAUGAUCUUCACCUGUUUUUAUUCAAUGAGAACAAGUUAUUUUAAAUCCAUUCACUUCAACUGGAGUCACAUCUUAUGACCUUAUAGUGUGUCUAUGGACACACUAAGGCACAAGCUACAAUGAGCUUCUGCAUUUUGUGGACUAUAGACAAGUUUCCUGAGUGAAACUUGGGCGGCGCCAUCUUGGAAAAUUUCUGCUUCGAACUUCCGGUUUAGAAAAAAAACUCAUGAAUUGCGGUUGAAGUUAGCAGUGUGUUGACGAAGUCAAAAAUCAAAGAAACCCACUGAUUCUCCAAAAAUGGAUGGUAUAAAAGGGUCCGGAACUUACUGUGCUGUGCGUGGCUGUGCGAACUCCUGGAAGCGCCGAAAGAAAUGGUUUGAAGUAGGGUUGUUCCGAUCAUGUUUUUUUGCUCCCGAUCCGAUCCUGAUCGUUUUAGUUUGAGUAUCUGCCGAUCCCGAUAUUUCCCGAUCCGAUUGCUUUUUUUUUUUUUGCUCCCAGUUGAAUUCCAAUCAUUCCCGAUAAUUUUUCCCGAUCAUAUACAUUUUGGCAAUGCAUUAAGAAAAAA
Molecule: messenger RNA, 6777 nt
Organism: Corythoichthys intestinalis (scribbled pipefish)
Lineage: Eukaryota; Metazoa; Chordata; Actinopteri; Syngnathiformes; Syngnathidae
Gene: shisa6b
Product: protein shisa-6
Exons: 9
Coding region: 437-2458 (673 amino acids)
Biological process (GO): regulation of AMPA receptor activity; regulation of short-term neuronal synaptic plasticity
Cellular component (GO): dendritic spine membrane; postsynaptic membrane; AMPA glutamate receptor complex
Source: RefSeq, a predicted model, not a curated record